GGAGCACUUGGCAUCACUGGCAGAGCCCUGCUUUGGGGAUCCACACCACCCAGCUCCUCAGCAUGAAGCCUCUGAUACAGAAGGUAGAAGCUCUGGACAAGGGCUACUUUGUCCGUGUGGAGUGGGAGGAUGGGAGUGAGAGCUGCUACCCCUGUGUCUGGCUGAGGGACAACUGCCAGUGUCCAAACUGCUUCCUGCGCUCGGCUGGGGCACGCAAGAUGAAUUUCGAGGAACUGGAUGUGAACAUUGUGGUGAAGGAAGUCACCCUGCCAGACAGAGAAAAGAUCUCUAUCACAUGGCCUGAUAAACACUCCAGUGAGUAUGAAGCUGAGUGGUUGAAGAAACGAUGCUUCUCUGAAAAAGCCAGAGCAGAAAUGAGAGAAGAUUUAUUUUUACCAGAACGGCAGUACUGGGGCUCAGACCUGGAACUUCCCACAAUGCCUUUUGAAGAAGUCAUCUACAACGAUGAAAGUGCCUACAAGUGGCUGUGCACCCUGAAGAAAGUAGGAAUUGUGCUGCUAACAGGAGCUGCUGCCAGGCAGGGAGAGUUGAUUAAACUUGGCCACAGGGUUGGCUUCCUGCGCCUCACUUUUUAUGGACCAACUUGGCAAGUGCAAGACAAAGCAGAUGCUAACAAUGUGGCUUAUACAAGUGGGAAGCUAUGUUUUCACACCGACUACCCUGUUCUGCAGUACCCACCUGGGGUUCAGUUUCUCCAUUGUAUAAAACAAACAUCUGCAGGAGGGGAAAGUGAAGUUGUAGAUGGAUUUCACGUUUGCAACAAGCUGAAGAAGCAAAAUCCUCAGGCAUAUGAGAUCCUGUCCUCUACUGCUGUAGACUAUACAGAUACUGGGAUCGACUUCUGUGAGUUUGCCGUGCAAUGCAAACAAAGGAUUAUAGAUGUGGAUGCCAGAGGCCAACCAGUUCGCAUCAAUUAUAAUAAUCCAACAAGAGACACAGUGUUUGACAUACCAGUUGAAAAAGUGAGGCCAUUUUAUGCAGCUCUAAAGGAAUUUGAUGAUUUAUUAAACAGCACAGAAAACAAGCUUACUUACAAGAUGAAACCAGGGGACGUGGUGACGUUCGAUAACUGGCGAGUGCUUCACGGGCGCCAGAGCUACCCGGCGGGAGCGGGGCUGUCGCGGCACCUGGAGGGUGCCUACGCCGACUGGGACGUGGUCAUGUCGCGGCUCCGCCUCCUCAGGAAGAGGCUCCUCAAGAAGGACUGA
Molecule: messenger RNA, 1229 nt
Organism: Indicator indicator
Lineage: Eukaryota; Metazoa; Chordata; Aves; Piciformes; Indicatoridae
Gene: BBOX1
Product: gamma-butyrobetaine hydroxylase 1
Exons: 7
Coding region: 63-1229 (388 amino acids)
Biological process (GO): carnitine biosynthetic process
Cellular component (GO): mitochondrion
Molecular function (GO): iron ion binding; gamma-butyrobetaine dioxygenase activity
Source: RefSeq, a predicted model, not a curated record